UCAAAGCAGGCAGAGAUAAUUAAGUUCAAGAACCAAUUCGGAGAAGCACAGGCAAAAGAGUUGAAGACAAAACAAGCACAGCUGGCAAAAGCGAAGGCCGAGCCUGAUAUCAACCCGAAUCUGAUAGAAGUAUCCGAGAGAGUGAUCAUCAAAGAAAAACCAAAGGACCCAAUCCCCAAGGUCGAGUGGUGGGAUGUUGUGCUUUUGCCUUCUGGGAACUAUGGUGACAUCAGCGGUGACAGCAUUACUGAAGACGAACUAAAAAUGGAUAAAAUCACAAUAUAUGUUGAGCACCCUUUGCCAAUUGAGCCCCCAGCUGAACCUGCCCCACCACCUCCCCAACCUUUAAAGUUAACGAAGAAAGAGCAGAAGAAACUGCGUACCCAACGGCGUCUCGCGAAGGAGAAAGAUAGACAGGAGAUGAUCAGGCAGGGUCUGUUGGAACCCCCAAAGUCGAAGGUCAAAAUGAGUAAUCUUAUGAAAGUUCUUGGAUCUGAAGUCACACAAGAUCCUACGAGGCUUGAAAUGGAAAUUAGGAGUGCAGCUGCUGAGCGUGAACAAGCCCAUGUUGAUAGGAACAUUGCACGUAAGCUCACACCUGCAGAACGCCGUGAGAAAAAAGAGAAGAAGCUCUUUGAUGAUCCAAACACGCUUGAGACCAUCGUUUCUGUAUAUAAGAUUAAUGAUCUCUCACACCGGCAAACUCGA
Molecule: messenger RNA, 708 nt
Organism: Papaver somniferum (opium poppy)
Lineage: Eukaryota; Viridiplantae; Streptophyta; Magnoliopsida; Ranunculales; Papaveraceae
Product: protein RDM16-like
Exons: 3
Biological process (GO): mRNA splicing, via spliceosome
Cellular component (GO): U4/U6 x U5 tri-snRNP complex
Source: RefSeq, a predicted model, not a curated record